AUGUGUAUUCGUUUUUUUAAUAAUUUAUCUAAUGUGUACGACAGAUAUGAAAUUAAACCCCAAAAUGUCUACAAUGUUAAUGAGACUUGCAUCACAACAGUGCAAGUGCCUACAAAGAUAGUUGCUAAAAAGGGUAAAAAGCAAGUAGGUGCAAUCACUUCAUCUGAACGCAGAACUCUUGUGACGUGCUGUGUUGCUGUUAAAGCGACAGGAAAUUCAAUUCCUCCAUUUCUAAUAUUUCCGAGACAAAAAUUUCACGAUCAUUUUAUUCGAGAUGGACCCCCUGGGUGUAUCGGUGCUGCUAAUGGGUCUGGCUGGAUGCAAGCAGCUGAAUUCUGGCUAUUAUUACAUCAUUUCGUCAAACAUGCAAAGCCGAGUAAAGACAAUGUUGUUCCGUCACUUCCUGAUAACCAUGACAGCCACCUUUAUAUACCAAGCAUUGAAUUCUGUCAAGAUAAUGGAAUAAUUUUACUAUCUCUCCCAACACACUGUUCUCAUUGUCUUCAACCAUUAGAUGUCAGCGUUUACGGCCCACUAAAACGCUAUGUGAAUGUGGCAAUGAAUUCAUGGAUCAAAAAUCACCCAGGAAUUCGAAUGACUAUAUAUAACAUCCCUGAGAUUACGCGAACUACUUUGCCCUUUGCUCUUACACCUAGCAAUAUCGCAUCAGGCCUCCAAAAAACUGGCAUUUGGCCUUUUAACAGAAAUAUUUUUCAAGAGUCAGAUUUUGCUCCGUCUUCUGUAACAGAUGUUCCUCAAUCUAGUUUAGGUGGUCAAUCAUUAGAUAUUCUGGUUCCUGAUUUUACACAAACUUCUCCUCCUCAAGCUUCGUUAAAUGAACCGGCAUUAGAGAUUCCGCCUUCUUUCUUCUGA
Molecule: messenger RNA, 873 nt
Organism: Parasteatoda tepidariorum (common house spider)
Lineage: Eukaryota; Metazoa; Arthropoda; Arachnida; Araneae; Theridiidae
Source: RefSeq, a predicted model, not a curated record